Messenger RNA from Eimeria mitis, 1749 nucleotides. RefSeq lists its product as uncharacterized. NCBI's taxonomy places the organism in Eukaryota, Apicomplexa, Conoidasida, Eucoccidiorida, Eimeriidae. The record is from RefSeq and is a predicted model, not a curated record. The transcript has 10 exons. Bases 1 to 1749 code for a protein of 582 amino acids.
AUGAGUUCAUCUGAUUCUCAGGAGCAGCAGGACAAAACAAACAGCAGCAACAACAACGCCAACAGCAGCAGCAACAGCAGCAGCAAUGGCGGCCGAUUGAUUGUACCUGAAGCUGCCUAUACACCUGAAGGGGGAGAGAAACGUAUGUGGCCCUCUCUUACUUUGUCUCUUCUCCCUCACCUCGAUAAUAUAAAUGAAUGCACAAAGAUGGCGGCCUUCGCGCACAACGCAAUUCAGCUGCAGCGGUUUGCUGAGGCCCCCCUGGAGACGGUCAGUGCUGCUGCUGCUGCACUCAAACUGCAGCAGCAGCAGGAGCAGCAGCAAAAAAAACAAAACAAAAACAAGAUACACUCCAACUGGACUAUCACAGACGGAUUGAAAAAUAUUUGCAAUGCUCUGAAGCCACAGCAGCCAACGACCUUGCCGCCAAUCAAAUUGCCGGUGUAUAUCCCCAACAGCCAGGAGGCCGAAGCAGCAGCAGCAGCAGCAGCAGGAGAGCAGUCGACUUUGUGCAGCAGACAGAGCAGCGCCGGGGAUCAGCCCAAGAGAGGCAGCAGCAACAGCAGCAGCAACAGCAACGGCAGCAAGGCUUCUUGUGAAGGUCCAUUUGCUGAGGAUGUGUCUGUACACCUCAAAGGAGGCGGCAAGGGAAACGUCGUCGGCGUCACCGCAGCAAAUAACCUGAUAGUUAAACUCAAGAAUGGGACUCACGUAGAGGCGCACCCUUCGGAGUGCCGUUUCCUGCUGAAUCCCUCGCCGCAGCCGCAGCAACAGCAGCAGCAGCAACAGCCGGACUUUAAGCUAUCCCCGAACCUGCGUGGGGUGGAGACGAUCCCCAGUGUCUCCGAAUUGCUGCAGAAAGCAGCAGCAGAAGCAGGCAGAACCCAUAACACAGUGAUGCUCUCCAGUCUCGCGUCAGUGGCUCGGGUGUCUAGGACGCGGGAAUCUGUGUCUGUUGUUAAAGUGAAAACAAAAAAAGCAGAAGGAGCGAAAAACCAAACAGAAAACAUGCAGGCUAUCUUCCCCUCAGAUAUAGAACGAGAACCCUCAACACCCAACCGGGAAGGAGGCAUCAACAAGCCUGCUGGAGGUGCCUUCUGCUCGCCUGCAAUCUGCAUGCCGCAGCAGCAGCAGCAGAGCAGCAGCAGCAGCAGAAUGGGAUACGGAAAGCCGGAGACAAACACCUACGAACUCAUCAAGGCUCCAGGCAUCGUCAGACCUCUCUACGAUAUCAUCACUCCCGCUCCCCAACAGACGUCUCGCCCGCCGCUGCCGCCUCGUCCGCAGCAGCCUCAGCAGCAGUUUCCUCUGCCGCCGCAGUUACUGCAGCAGCAGCAGGCACUACGCCUACAGCAGCAGCAGCAGCAGCAGCAGCAACAGUAUUAUACGGGGCAGUUGGCUGCUCUUGGGGGCCCCCGCGUAGCAGCAGCAGCAGCAGCAUUGGAGGUGACGAGAGAAAGUUGGUUCGAAGAUCUGCAGCAACAAAUGAAGAGAGAAGAACUGCAGCAAUACGCAGACACUGCACCUCCAGCUUUCUCCUCCUUCGCCUCUUGGUUUGAAGAUCUGCAGCAACAAAUGAAGAGAGAAGAACUGCAGCAAUACGCAGACACUGCACCUCCGGCUUUCUCCUCCUUCGCCUCCGCUCCGGGUGUCUUUGGGGGCGGCAGACUCCAGCCGACUGCCCGCCGCCUCAAGGCCUCAGUACUGCGGGAAGAAGCAGAGACCCAAGCGUAUGCAAUGCCCCGCUAG